Messenger RNA from Lachancea sp. 'fantastica', 1167 nucleotides. The record is from the annotation of a GenBank genome assembly. Lineage: Eukaryota; Fungi; Ascomycota; Saccharomycetes; Saccharomycetales; Saccharomycetaceae.
AUGUUAAGUAUUCCAAGCCAUCAGAAUCGGUUCAAAUUUUUUCUAUCGGAUUUUUGGUUCGUAGUGAUGUUCAUGUCCAGAGUUUUAGCUCCUCGACCGUACUUUAAGUUCUCAUCGUUAUUGAAAGAACCGUGGAAGUCGAUGCGAACAUUCGUGCCGUUCGAAAAACUAGCCAGUCAGUUCUUUCUAUCCAAAUUCGCUAAUCGCUCCUUGGUAACCGGUAGAGCUUCCAAACCACAUAGUUUAGCAAGAAACCCAAUCAAUAACACUCGCGGUUCAAGACCAGCUUCGAGAAACCCAUAUCUGAACAAAGUAACAGCUCGUGAACCGAAAACCUUCACGAUGAGCGUUGAAAAUACUACUAAGGAGCCUGCCAAAGCCACCUCGAAGCCUAUCGUUUGGGUCGACUGCGAAAUGACGGGUCUGGAUCAUACCAAAGACAAGAUCAUCGAGAUUUGCUGCAUUAUCACCGAUGGAGACCUUAAUGUUGUCGACGAAGAUGGCUACGAAAGUGUUGUGCACUGUGAUAAAAGCUUAUUGGACGGAAUGGACGAGUGGUGUGUUGAACACCACGGUUCCAGUGGUUUAACGGAAAAAGUUCUUCAGUCGACAAAGACCACCCAGCAGGUCGAAGACGAAUUGUUGGCGUACGUGCAAAGAUGGGUUCCAGCAGAACGCCGCGGAAUACUAGCAGGGAACACGGUCCACAUGGAUCGUCUGUUCAUGCUGCGAGAAUUCCCCAAAGUGGUCAAACAUUUGUUCUACCGGAUCAUCGAUGUGAGCACCAUCAUGGAAGUAUCGUUCCGGCACAAUCCCGAGUUGGCAAGCGUUUUUCCUCGCAAAAAGGGCGCGCAUACCGCCAAAGCCGAUAUUUUGGAAAGCAUUGAGCAGCUACGGUGGUACAGAAAACACUACCUGAAGGACAGUAGCGAGACAAGAGAUUUCGUCGCUCAACGGAGAGCGGAGCUCGAUGCUGAGAACAAGCCAGAGACACAGCAGGAAGAAAACAAGCAGAAUGAUACCGCAACAUCGCUAAGUUCUGUUCUGCAAGGUGUCAAGAAAUCCGCACAGCAGGCUCUCGGCUCGUUGAGGAGCGAAACCAGAGACAAGAACUCUACAGACGGCCAAAAUGAAGAAAACCCAGUCAAGAAACAGAGACUGGAUUGA